AAAUUGUUUUCGUAGUUUUGUCAACAUUAACCUGUAUCUUUAUUUGAAGCCUGUUGGGUGUUUUUGGGACUGCGAUAUUUCUUAUCGGAGGUAUUGUGUUUACACCAUGGGUGCAGUGUCAUGACUAAACCCUCUAAAUGAUUCAUGGGGGAUUUCAAGAUGGCCCAAUGUAUAUGUUAAAGAUAUCGAUUUGUUAUGAAUGGAUGUAAACAUCAAAGCUCUCAGUCUACCUGGGCAGGUCGAUCCGGAAUUCAGACAUGCGCCAUGAUUAACACCCUUUUCCUUGUAACGCUGUGUGUCUGGGCUGUUCAAUCACAGUUUUAUGAAUGCCCGGAUGACUGGGUGGCCUUUGACGCGGGACAAAGAUGUUACAAGUUUAAGGCGGUCCCCACCGCCCGUUAUGACGCUGCUGUCGCACUUUGUUUGGAAGAAGCGAACAGCGCCUAUGUAUUGUCUAUAAACGAUGCUCAAGAACACACCUUUAUCAGUGAUUGGCUGACCACCCAGGACAUUGUCAGGCGUGUUUGGUACACCAGUGGAAUCCGAGAUCCCUCUAACCCCAGCUACUACCGAUGGGAUGGAGAUGGUACAAACAUGAGGUUUGAUCUCAGCUUCUGGAAUAACAAUGGACAGCAAGUACCGGGAAACAUGAUCGGUUACGCCUUCAACGGUGUGAGUUAUGGAUGGCAACAUGUGUUUCCUAACGCCAGUCUCUCCUACAUCUGUGAAAUCAGCCAACAGGAUGCCUACACGAUCCUUACUCAAAAGCGAGAUUUCAGCUAUGGCGUCGACUCGACAGACAAGAAAGACAUUCUGUAUGGACCUACGUUUACUGUGAACCCCACUGACGUCACAAUGAUCUCUAAAACUACGUCACUGUUUGUGGAGUGUCGGGCAUCAUCUAACCCCCCGGCCGCAUACAAGUGGUACCGUGGUCCCCAGAGCAACCAAACCCUGAUUACUCCCCUGACGGACGUCCGGUACACUAUGACUAACGGUAAGCUGUCGAUUCAGGCCCCUGUGGAAAGCGAUGAGGGUCAGUACCGUUGUAAAGCGGAGAAUGAGUUUGGGGUCAUCAUCAGUCACCCCGUCAACAUUGACUUUGGGUAUCUUGGAGAAUUUUCUAACGUUGAGAAUGCCCCCGUGCGAUCCCUGGCAUAUGAAGGAGCAGUAAUUGUAUGCUCACAAAUCAACGUGAAGCCAGCGGCGACUUAUAACUGGCGGAAGCAGAGCCCUGGGAGCUAUAAGAGAGAUCCCAUAUACACACUAAACAACCCUCACAUCUUCAUCUCUAACAAUGGCAGGCUGUACUUCACAGAGGCUACAAAAGUCGACGAGGCAGAUUAUUUCUGCGAGGUAACACUAAAUGUCCUUGAUGAUCAAAAUGCCAUCGGUUCCAGCCAAGCACCAAGCAGAAUCAGUAAAAGAAUCCCGCUGGAAAUUCUGAACCAAGCUGCAAAAACAGACUGGGGUCCUGUGAUCCACACCGAUUUUAUUGAAGUCUUCCCCAAGCCUCCCCUCAGGGGACACAAGAUCAGAAUGGAGUGUUUCGCUUAUGGCUCGGUGACGAGUUACACCCAGACGUGGUCCUUCACCUGGAACAAGGUCGGCGGGCGCAUGCCUGACAGGGCAAAGUACCUGGACUUUAACCGAGUGGUGGAGAUUGGAAACAUUCAGUACGAAGACGAGGGCACAUACGAAUGUGUCGUAAAGAGAAAGAGUUCGGUAGCAUCCAAAGUGGUCCUAUUAUCUAUAGAAUCUAAACCCUAUUUUCUGAUACCUCUGGACCACAAACACCUGGAUGAAGGAGUGGAGACUACCUGGCGGUGUUUGGCGUAUGGUAAACCUUCUCCCACAUACACCUGGUAUAAAAAUGGCCAACUUCUGCAACCAAAUAAUAAUGCUGACAUCAGUAUUAACCGGAACAUUUUGACUAUAAGGAACGCUAACAAGGAAAAGCAUGAUGGAAUGUACCAGUGUGCUGCCACAAACACUCACGGGACCUCACUGAGCGCGGCCCAAGUCCGAAUACUAGCAUUCCAACCAACCUUCCAGAAAAACAGACUUCCCGAGAGCAUUGAUGCCGCCCUAAAUGGAGAAGUCGUCAUUCCUUGUGAACCGGAAGGAGCCCCGAGACCGGAAAUCACGUGGAUAAAGAACAAUGUGGCAAUCACUGGAGACUCUCGUGUUAGAAUAAUGCCUAACAAUUUUCUGAAGAUAACAAACAUUAACUAUGGCGACCAGGGUUUUUAUGAAUGCAGGGCAAAAAAUAUUUAUGGAAGUGACGGAAGUUUUUGCAGGUUGAAUGUGAAAGUUGCUACGACGAUAACUCGUCCCCCCGACUUGAAGACGGAGGUAUACCAGAACAAGACCGCCCUGAUUUACUGCACGGCGUCAUAUGAUCCCUCCCUGGACCUGGUGUAUGCCUGGUCCUUUAGCGGCAAAAUCAUCGAUGUGCAACGGGAUGCCCACUAUGAACUGGCAAAUUUACCAUCGGGCAGGGGUCUAUACAUUAAAAUGGCACAGUUUUACCAUCAAGGGAUGUAUGAAUGCAUUGCACGAACCCCGUUAAAUGAGGCUAGAGCUAAAGGGGAUCUGGCUGUGUAUGGGCCUCCUGGAGAAGUUUCCGGUCUCUAUGCAGACCCGGGAACACCCACCACCAACUCAAUCGACAUAUUCUUUUUCCCGGGAACAAAUCACGGCUUCGAGAUAGAGUACUUCAUUGUAGAGUUUGAAAUCCAGUCGGAGAAGGGAAAAUGGUACCAUAGCAACGAAACAACCACUGUCUUUGCGCCCACUACUAUUAUCCCAGGUAACAAGCGUGACAUGCGCACUAUAACUGUGCGCGGGCUGUAUCCUGGCAACGGAUACAGUUUCCGGAUAAAGGCAGUUAAUAUACAAGGAGUUGGUCCUCCGUGCAUUCCAUCAAGCACGGUAAAUACCCUAGACGCUGCACCUGCUGAGCCUCCCGCCAAUCUUAGCAGCAGAACGGAUGGUGUCUCUGUGGGUCAACUUAUGAUCACGUGGAAGCAAUUACCACGAAAGUACCACGGUGCUCAAGGCGUGACGUAUAUUUUAUACUACAGAUUGUUGAAGUUUUCUUCCGCACCCGAUGCACUGUGGAGCAAGGUAAUCAUACAAAACUGGAAGCAAGAAGAGGUGGUGAUUCAGGUUGGAGAAGAUUUUUACUGGAGACAAUACGAAACUAAAAUACAGGCUAAAAACGGGAAAGGAACCAGCCAUAAUUCAUCCAUUGUCAUCGUGUACUCAUCAAUGGGCAUACCAGUAGCUGUUCCAACCAAUAUAUGGGGAGAGGGUUACAACUCCACUGCACUGUUGGUACACUGGAACCCGGUCCCAGACACCCGGGAGGAAAUCAAAGGCAAAUUAGGGGGAUACCAGGUCAAUUACUAUCUCAGAACUCAGAGUGCUGAGGACACCAAAGAUUUCAGCUACAAGCGAUCGAUUCGAUUCCAUGGCCAGGUGAAUUCGGGGAUCGUUAUAGGGCUGGAUCAGGAUACCUACUAUUACGUGGAGGCACAGGUUUUCACAGACGCAGGGCUGGGGCCCUUGGGAGAAAGAAAUUUGGCAGAAACCAUGAAUCCAGCGCCAUCCCUGUACCCACAGGAAGUAAAGGUUGUAUCCAAAGACGCCUCCUCGGUAAUCAUAUCUUGGCGGGGAGUCAGCACGGGGCCUUAUGAAGAUUCACUGAAAGGAUACAAGAUCUUUGUUUGGAAAGCUAAUGAGCACUUCCGGACAGCCAACCCUAUCGAUGUGUUCAAGUUUCCGACCGAGUACACGGUGACAGGCAUUGAGAAGGACUUCGUGUACGCCGUCCGGGUAGCGGGGUACAGCUAUGGGGGGAUAGGAAGGAAGUCCCCCACCUUAUACUUUACUCUGGCUGGUUCUCGUGUUCCUAUAGACACUACGAUUACACAGCAGCUGUUGGCUGGAGGAUCCAAGAUUUUACCAUACAAUAUCAUAUAUUUGUCCCUGGUAACCUUUAUUUUAAGGAUAAUAACACUUUAUAUGUAACUGAUACGCAAACGGAUUGAAAUCUCAUUAUUUAAAGGAUUUGUUACUGUAUUUUAUGUACAACUAGUGAAACUAGUUCAGUGAAAUCCAAUGACUAUAUAGAUUUUCUUAAGAAAAGGAGAAUGUUAAAAGAAUUUGUUUUUGAGAUACAUUAACAAUAUGCAGUUUUAAAAAGGUUUUUUUCCCAUUACAUGUAUAUUUGCAUGUGUUUUCAUGUAUCAUUUUUGUGUCAUUCUGUAAAUUUUGCAAAAUUUCAACAUGAUAUAUAUAUGACCAAGUUUUGUAUAACAGAAAGUUACAAUAUGACGUGUGCAUGACCUAGUUUAUAUAACAGAAAUUUACAAUAUGACAUGUGUAUGACCUAGUUUUGUAUAACAGAAAUUUACAAUAUGACAUGUGUAUGACCUAGUUUUGUAGAACAGAAAGAGAGUGGUAUCAGGAUGUCUGUUUUGUAGAAUCGUUUAGUCCAUUCACGUUCUCUAGCAUAAUAUCUUUACAUAAUUUUUAGCAUCAUCAUAUUCUAAGGUUGUGUAUUAAUAUUGUUUGACGAUGUAUGAGUGUUUGUUAGCGAUUUAUAUCAUUCAUCUAUUUUUAAUUUAAUGUUAAUUUUUUUUAUCGCCAAUCAUAUUUAUAAAUGCUCUUUAUAUAAAAAAUAAAUUCAAUUCAAAAGCGAAA
Ostrea edulis (European flat oyster) is the source of this 4710-nucleotide messenger RNA. RefSeq names its product contactin-5-like. Gene Ontology annotation, biological process: cell-cell adhesion. The record is from RefSeq and is a predicted model, not a curated record. The transcript has 28 exons. Bases 196 to 4035 code for a protein of 1279 amino acids. NCBI's taxonomy places the organism in Eukaryota, Metazoa, Mollusca, Bivalvia, Ostreida, Ostreidae. Gene Ontology annotation, molecular function: protein binding.